CGUAUCGCGGUCUCCUUCCACACGCGCACAAUACACGCUACACGGGACACUCUCGCACUCGACGGCAGAGUGACACUUGCCGCCUCUGCCGCGACACCACGGGCCAUGAAGCUGGAGGUGUCGCCGAGGCAGAGGACCCAAGAAGCAGAGCAGAACGAGGGCGUCGCCGUGGAGCCAUGGAAGCACCCGAAGCAGCUCUGCGCUAGCCUGGGCUACGGGGAGGAGGAGGCGUCACGGCUGGUGCCGCCGCUCAACUUCGGCAUGGUCGACGACGGCGUCUUCCGGUCGGGGUUCCCCGACGCGGCCAACUUCCGGUUCCUCGCGUCCCUCAACCUGCGCUCCGUCGUGUACCUGUGCCCGGAGCCGUACCCGGAGCAGAACGCGCGGUUCCUGGGGCGCAGCGGGAUCAAGCUCCACCACUUCGGAAUCCAGGGCCGCAAGGAACCGUUUGUCGACAUCCCCGAAGAAACGAUCCGCGAGGCGCUCAAAGUCAUCCUUGACGUGAGAAACCACCCGGUGCUCAUCCACUGCAAGAGAGGCAAGGUAUAUUCUGCACCCUAUACACCUCAUACAGCACUUUCUAAUGAAAAUCAUAACCAUGUGCUUCUCUCAGCACCGUACCGGCUGCGUGGUGGGCUGCCUGAGGAAGCUGCACAAGUGGCGCCUGUCCUCCGUCUUCGACGAGUACCUGCACUUCGCGGCGGCCAAGGCGAGGAAAACCGACCAGCGGUUCAUGGAGCUCUUCGACACGUCAAGCCUGGUGCAUCUGCUCGCCUCGCAGUGUUGAUGAAAGCGAGCGAGCGUUUUUCCUUUCUCUUUUAGCCUGUCCCGAUCCUGCCACCAUGCGGCUGCGACGACCUGUGUUUCUCCCGCGGUGAUUCACAGAGAAUAAUGUUACUAGAACAAUCAUGGGCCAUAUCUAUGAGAGAUAGAAGACCAAUGAAACAUGUACUCCUUGAAUGAUCAAAAAUAUAAAUUUCAAGGUGUGUGACACA
This is a messenger RNA of Triticum aestivum (bread wheat), 995 nucleotides long. Its product is annotated as probable tyrosine-protein phosphatase DSP2. Gene Ontology annotation, cellular component: cytoplasm. Gene Ontology annotation, molecular function: phosphatase activity. Gene Ontology annotation, biological process: protein dephosphorylation. The transcript has 4 exons. Bases 106 to 822 code for a protein of 238 amino acids. The record is from RefSeq and is a predicted model, not a curated record. NCBI's taxonomy places the organism in Eukaryota, Viridiplantae, Streptophyta, Magnoliopsida, Poales, Poaceae.